Mizuhopecten yessoensis (Yesso scallop) is the source of this 879-nucleotide messenger RNA. RefSeq names its product bifunctional endo-1,4-beta-xylanase XylA-like. The record is from RefSeq and is a predicted model, not a curated record. NCBI's taxonomy places the organism in Eukaryota, Metazoa, Mollusca, Bivalvia, Pectinida, Pectinidae. The transcript has a single exon. The coding region runs from base 1 to 879 and encodes 292 amino acids.
AUGGAACAACACUACAUCAAGCAAUGGAACGACACUACAGCAAACAAUGGAACAACCCUACAACAAGCCAUGGAACGACACUACAACAAACACUUGAACAAGACUACAACAAACAAUGGAACAACACUACAACAAGCAAUGGAACAACACUGCAACAAGCAAUGGAACGCCACUACAACAAGCAAAGGAACAACACUGCAACAAGCAAUGGAACGACACUACAACAAACAAUGGAACAACACUACAACAAGCAAUGGAACGACACGACAACAAGCAAUGGGACGACACUACAACAAGCAAUGGAACAACACUCCAACAAGUAAUGGAACAACACUACAACAAGCAAUGGAACGACCCUACAACAAGGAAUGGAUCGCCACUACAACAAGCAAAGGACCAACACUGCAACAAGCAAUGGAACGACACUACAACAAACACUUGAACAACACUACAACAAACAAUGGAACAACACGACAACAAGCCAUGGAACGACACUACAACAAACACUUGAACAAGACUACAACAAACAAUGGAACAACACUACAACAAACCAUGGAACAACACUACAUCAAGCAAUGGAACGACACUACAGCAAACAAUGAAACAACACUACAACAAGCCAUGGAACGACACUACAACAAACACUGGAACAACACUACAACAAACAGUGGAACAACACUACAACAAACAAUGGAACAACAAUACAACAAGCAAUGGAACGACACUACAGCAAACAAUGAAACAACACUACAACAAGCCAUGGAACGACACUACAACAAACACUGGAACGACACUACAACAAGCAAUGGAACACCACUACAACAAGCAAUGGAACAACACUACAAUAAGCAAUGGAACGACACUACAACAAGCAAUUGA